ACUGUAAACCCAUCAUAGAACAACUGUCAAAUUCGUAUUUGUUUCAGAUAGCGAAUAAUCAGUGCGAGUGAUUGAAAAAUUGAAUCAAAAUUUAACGUGGUGCGAUGUUAUGAAAUUAUUGUUUACUUCUUAUGUUUACCACUGCUGCCUCGGCGUCUGAUAAUAAAUAAAUGCUGGCACUUUAUUCAACAAUUCCUCAACGAAUAUCGCACACUACAAGAGUGAAGUUGAGAAUUUAGAUAGAUUUGAUCAAUAAAAUUGUUAUUAAUUUUGAGAAUUUCGUAAACAAAAAACAUUAUAAAAACAUGAGCCGGAACGUGUUGAAGAGUAGCAUCCACAGUGCAUCGAUUAACAUAAUAUUUCAGAUUAUGUGCCGAUGCAUUACGUUUGUAAUAAAUUCAUUUGUUAUACGGAUUGUUGACCGAGAAGUGCUUGGCAUAAUGAACGUUCGGCUAUUGUUAUUGGAAAGUACACUAGCGUUUCUGUCGCGUGAGGCAAUUCGGCGAGCAACAUUAAGCUCAACCGCAAAUCCGCAUGAGAAACACAUAUGGCCGCAUAUCAUAAAUCAGCUGUGGCUGUCGUUGCCGAUUUACUGCGUUUUCUCUGUGCCAUGUUUAUAUAUCUGGUUUAAUCAAUCAAUAUUCGGAUCACCGAUAGCUGAUGCGCUCUAUGAUCAAUACAAAUUCGGAUGCAUAUGCAUCGUCAUCUCGGGCAUUGUCGAACUGUUGGCUGAGCCACAGGUGUUUGUUGCCCAAGUGUUUUGUUUUGUGAAGCUUCGUGUUUUACUCGACACACUGAACAUUUUCGUGCGAUCAACCCUGUUCAUUACACUAGUUCUUCGUGAUCCGAAUCAAGCGAUUUUCGCCUUUAGCAUUGCCCAAGUUUGUAGCACAGCUACAUUUGCUAUUGGCUAUUAUGUAUACUUUGUUUAUUACAUCGAUCGAUUGAAUAAGGUGAAAGGAGACAAAAAACGUGCCGCUGACAAAACGGACGAUGGACCAGACACAGAUGAGACGAAAUCCGUAUCCAACGAUUCCAUUCCAUUCAACAGUGUUAAACAAAUGUUACCGGGAUGUUUAGAGAACUCGGGUACGGUAUUCAAUGAGAAUCUACAAACAUUGGUGUUGAGCUUCUUCAAACAAGGUAUUCUUAAGCAAGUUUUAACCGAAGGCGAGAAAUAUGUGAUGACGAUCAGUCCAAUUCUAACAUUCGCUCAGCAAGCCACCUAUGAUAUCGUGAACAAUUUAGGAAGUUUGGCGGCACGAUUCGUGUUUCGGCCAAUCGAAGAAAAUAGCUAUUUCUAUUUCACACAAACCCUCUCAAGAGACAUUCCCCUGAAGCAACAGCCACGCGACAAAGUCGAACAGGCUAGCACCGUGCUGUACAAUCUAUUGAAAGUGGUUACAUCAAUUGGAUUGAUUGGAAUGGUGUUUGGGCAAAGUUUUUCGAAAACAGUACUCACUCUCUACGGUGGUUCCCGUUUUAUUGAAGACGAUGGCCUCUCUGUGACUCUUCUACAAUGGCAUGCUGUAGCUAUUGUUCUGUUAGCUAUCAAUGGCAUUUGUGAAGGGUAUAUGUUUGCUGCCAUGAGAAGCACCGAACUGGACAGAUAUAAUUAUUACAUGGGAUUUUUCUCCAUCACAUUUCUAUUUUUAUCAUAUCAAUUGACGAGCUUUCUCGGUCCAGUGGGUUUUAUUCUAGCCAAUUGUACCAAUAUGUUCUUACGAAUAAUAUUCAGUGGCAGAUACAUUCGGAAACAAUAUCAAUCGGUUGAUCUCAAACCAUUGGAUGGAAUAAUACCAAACAAACUUUUCGCAAUCACUUUGACCGUUUUAGGCAUCACAUGCAAAAUUUUAGAGAAUCGUCUAUUUCAUCAUUCGAUAUGGGCCCAUAUUUUCGUUGGUGCUAUUUGCUUUGCUUGUACAGCUGGUGUCUGGUCGUAUGAAAAUCAAACUUUAAUUCGAAGUUACAUACUAAAUCGACGAAAAAUCCAAUAAACUGCAUGCAGUCUUAAGUCAAACAACACCGCACCAAAAGAAUAGAUUAUGCAAUUGUAUAGAAUUUCUUAGAGAUUGUUCAUGCUUAAAACAAAUGAACAGAGAGGAAAUCUUAACUGCUGUAUAUAACAAUUUAUUUUCCGUAAAAUGAAAACUUAAUGAUUAUAAGGAUUGUACAAGAACAGGAUAUUUGUUUUUAAAUGUGAAAUAAACGUUGUAUUUAUCAAAAA
This is a messenger RNA of Sitodiplosis mosellana (orange wheat blossom midge), 2227 nucleotides long. Its product is annotated as protein RFT1 homolog. Gene Ontology annotation, biological process: glycolipid translocation; dolichol-linked oligosaccharide biosynthetic process. Gene Ontology annotation, cellular component: endoplasmic reticulum membrane. Bases 306 to 1997 code for a protein of 563 amino acids. The record is from RefSeq and is a predicted model, not a curated record. The transcript is spliced from 6 exons. NCBI's taxonomy places the organism in Eukaryota, Metazoa, Arthropoda, Insecta, Diptera, Cecidomyiidae.